GCCUUGUAGAGCUGUUUGUGAUGUCACUGGCAGCUCUUUAGGUGUCAGGGCAGAAGCACGCAUGUGCGCUGUGCAGGUGUUUGUGAGGUCACAUGUACAUGAGUAGGUGAUAGGGCAGGAGCAGGCCCCUGGCUUGCAGAGGUCCUUUUGUGGUCCAAGUAUCUGACUGGGAAUGAAAGGACAUCUGGCUUGUCCAGCUGCUUCUCAUGUCACUGGUGGCUAAGUGGCUGAUAGGGCGGGAGUAUGCACCUGGCUUCCGCAGGUGCUUGUGAUGUCAUAGGUGGCAGAGGAGCUGAUAGGGCAGGAGUAUGCACCUGGCUUCCACGGGUACUUGCGAUGUCAGUGGCGGGUGUUGCAGGAAACCACUACAGGAUCCAGCCGAGUUGAGUAAAAAGCCACAAGGCAGUGGUGCGGAAGUAGCUGUUGAGUAAGGACUCUGCUGGCUACUCCUUUGUUCUCAUGCAAAGGACCUGUUCUAGGUCUACUAAUCUUUGUUCUUCUUUUAAUACGAAUCCUAAAUAUGUUCCUUCCUGCUGACACAGCUGAAGCUUAGAAAGAGAUGACGGUGACCUUUUUCUGCUAAAGUUCUACACAGACAAAUCGUAUUGUGGUCCAAACCUCAUGGGUCAGUGGUCGCGGAGAGCCUGGCCCAAAUUACCUUUCCCCUAGUUUCUCAAGAUUUCUGGCACUUGGAAAUGGUUCUUCAGGGUCUGUUGAUCAAUCUAGCGAUUUCUUCUACCUCUUGACAAUCACGUCUUAACUGAUACAUCGUUUGGGUGAAUAUUAACUAACAUAAUGGUAGGACUGUACAAUAGUCAUCCUUAGCAGUACCUAGCAACUAUUUGCAAAAUUAUCUGUGACAUUCUUAACUAUGGAACUAUGAAGAACUAUCUGUAACUUCUUAGCUACAGAAUCAUGAUUAACUCUUUAACUUCGAUGCUGGAUAUCAGUAUCUUUCAAGCAGUCUUCAUGCAUCUUGCUGGCGAGUAACAAAUCAUCUACGUAUUGUACAAGUGUAGAACCUCCAGGUAAUAUAAUAUCUGUCAAGUUGUCUUUAAGCAAACGGGAGACUAUCAUAGGAGACCCAGUGAACCCCUGGGGCAAGAGGGUCCACGUUAGUUGUUGGCCUUUCCACAUAAAUGCAAACAGAUGCUGGCUGUCUUCUGCUAUAGGAAUGUGAUAAAUGCAGCUGUUAAAUUGGUAACACCACAAGGUGGACUUUGUAAUAACUUUGUUGGUGGGUCUGGAACCACCAGGUGGGGUACAACCACAUGUGCAAACUCAUAUUCUGGAUCUCCUCCUUUGUCUAACCGAUUUUUGCUUAUAGGUAAAAAGGGGUAUUAUGCAGGGAAUUGCAUGAUCGUAAAACCUCUUUUUUCAGAUAUUGGUUGAUUCGUUUCUGAAUACUUUUUUCUGCUUCUCUGGGAAUGUGAUACUGCUUGAUUGCUACCGGCUUUCCUCCCUUUGUUUUUAUGGAGACCGAUUGUGCCGGUUUCAAUAAAGCCACAUCCAUUCUGCAGGAGCUCCACAAUUUUGAAGGCACUUUAACAACUUCAGGUGGAACCCCAGGAGUUUCGGGCGUGUUUUUGGCAGUGAGACAGAUCCUUGCUUCUCUAAGUUCUACCCCUUCUGGGCACAGACGGAUCUGGGCAUUUAGGGAUUGUAAUAGGUCUCAUCCCAACAAACACAGAGGUGAUUCUUCUGCGAUCCCAAAUCUUCCCUGCAGCCCCUGGCUACCUCUCCGUGGCAACAUUGGCUGGCUAAGCAAUUGUUCUUUUUUCCCCCGUCCUCAUCAUCAUCCUCUUCUGUCCCAUUAAACUGUCUUUAUCUCAACCUUCCAGUUUUACCUUUUUACAGUUCUCUCCCAUCCCACUGCAGGGUGGGGAGUGAUUAAACGGCUGUGUGAUUGGGUUAAACCACAGCAAAGGUCCAAACUCCUCAUUUAGGGAACAAAGACUCAUUUGUUCCACGUCCAAAGCCUAGUUUUGAGACUCCAAAGACCCAUUUUUGGGGGCGAAAACCCUUAGUUUUUGCUACCAAAGCCUCAUGUUAGGACACGAAAUCAAAUUUCAGGGUUCAAAACCUCAAUUUCAUUUCUAGAGCCCCAUUUUCAGGGCUCCAAGCUCCCUUCUUAAGGCCCAAAUCCUCCUUCUGAGGCUCCAAACUCUCCUUUUGAGGGCCCAAACCCCUCUUUUACAGCUCUAAGCCUCCACGGAGUGCCCAAAGCCCUGUAUUUUGGACCAAAGCUUCAUUUUGUGGGGCCAUAGAGGAACCAAGAGGUUUCCUUCGUAUUCAGGGUCCAAAGCAUCAUUUGUAGCUUCUCACCCAUCCUUAUUAGUGCUGAGAGACUCAUUUUGAGGGCCAAAAUCCUCAUUUUAAAGGUCCAAACCUACAUUUUAUUAGCCAUAGCCUUUUGGGGGGACUAGUUUCAUUUCUUGGGUCUAAAACCUCAUUUUUAGGGCAGAAAGCAUUGUUUUAGGGUCCAAAGCUACAUUUAUAGUGUCCAGAGCCUCAUUUUUCCUUUCCAAAGUCUUAGUUUUGGCUUAGACUCAUUUUAGUCUCCAAAGCCACAUUUUUAUGAUACAAAUUCUCAGUGGCAGUUUGCAGUGUGUCCUUUUUAGAGUCCAAAGCCUCAUUUUCAGGCUCAGAAGUGGCAUUUUUAGCAUGCAGCCAGGCUUUUUUAGGGUACAAGCCACAUUUCGAGUGUCCAAACUCUCAUUUUUUAGGGUCCAAACCCUUUUGAUAGGGCCCAAAGCCUCAUUUUUAGGUCCCAAGCCUCAGUUUUAGGGUACAAACCCUCAAUUAUAGGUUCCAAACCCCCAUUUUAAGGUCCAAAGACUCAUCUUAACAGUACAAAGCAUUAUUUUAAGGACCCAAAGUCUGAUUUUGAAGGUCCAAAGCCUCACUUUUAGAGUCCAAAGCCAUAUUUGUAGGGGCCAAGCCUGUCUUGUAUUAUGCACAGCCUUUUGUUAGGACACACUUUUUCAUUUUUAGGGUCUAAAACGUCACUUUUACGGCAGAAAGCCUCUUUUUAGGCCCCAAAGGUUCAUUUUUAUGGUCUAGAGACUCAGUUGUAGUUUGCAAAGUCUCCUUCUUAGAGCCCAAAGCAGCAUUUUUAGUUUGCAAAGCCUCAUUUUCAGGUUUCGAAGCGGCAUUUUUAGGAUCCAGCCAGUCGAUUUUUGGGUCCAAGCUGCACCUUGAGUGUCCAAACCCUCAUUUUUAUGGUCCAACCUCUCUUUUAGAACUCAAAAACACAUUUUUAGUGUCCAAAGCCUCGUUUUGAGGAAUGAAAUCCUCACUUUUAGGGUACAAGCCUGUCUUUUAUUACCCAUAGAUUUUUUUUUAGUGCCCACAGUUUCAUAUUUGGAUGUCAACCCUCAUUUUAAGGUGCCAAAAACCUAUUAUAAGGAGUAGCGUCGCUACAAAGAUCCAAAGACACACUUUUUGUUUGCAAAGUCUCAAUGUUAGAGAACAAAGAUGCAUUUUUAGUGUCCAAAACUUCAUUUAUAGGUUCCAAGCACCACUUUUAAGUUUCUAAGACUCAUUUUAAGGGCCCAGAUCAUCAUUUUUAAGGCCCGAAGUCUGAUUUUGAAGGCCCGAAGCCUGAACGUUACAGUCAAAGUCUUAUUUAGAGGGUCCCAAGCCUCAUUUUCAGCUACCAAAGCCUCCUUUUCUGGAACCAAAACCUUAUUUUUAGGAUACAGUCUGCAAUUUUUAGAGCCCAAAGCCUCAUUUUAAAGGUCCAAAUACUCAUUUUUAGGUGCUGAAGCCUCCUUUUAAGAUCCAAACUCCUCAUUUACACUACAAAGCCUUAUUUGUUACAUAUCCAAAGCCUCCUUUUGAGCCUCACUUGGUUCGUUCAGCUUGGAGAAGAGAAGGCUGAGGGAUGACCUCAUAGCAGCCUACAACUUGCUCGAGGGGGAGGUGCUGAUCUCCUCUCUCUGGUGACCAGUGACAGGACAUGACGAAAUGGAAUGAAGCUGCAUCAGGGCAAGUUCAGAUUGGACACUGGGAGAAGGUUCUUCACUGAGAGGGCUGGAGGUCACUGGAACAGGCUCCCCAGGGAAGCGGUCACGGCACCAAGCCUGUCAGACUUCAAGGAGCAUCUGGAUGACACUCUUAAGUCAUAUGGUUUAGGUUUAUAGGUAGUCCUGCGAGGAGCAGGGAGUUGGACUCGAUGAGCUUUACGGGUCCCUUCCAACUUGAGAUAUUCUGGGGUUGUGUUCUAACCCGCAGAGGGCUGUGAUAAGUGACGCAGGGUCUAGUUGGAGGCCUGUAUCUAGUAGUGCCCCAAGGGUCAGUGCUCAGCCCGGUCUUACUCAACAUAUUAAUCCAUGACCUGGAUGAGGGGACAGAGUGUACUCUCAGCAAAAUUCCUGAUGAUACUAAGCUGGGAAGAGUGGCCGACACACCGGAAGGCUGCGCUGCCAUUCAGCGAGAUCUUGACAGGCUGGAAAACUGGGCAAAGAGGAACCAUAUGAAAUUCAACAAAGUGCGAACAGCCAUCUGGGAUGCGGUGGCCAAAUACAUCCAAGAACAACUGCUGCUGCGGAAGGGGGUCCAAAUUCCCUCCGUUGGCUCCUUUGACGUGGUCCCCACAUGCAUCCAGGCUGGGGAUGAGGUGGUGAUUGUCCAGAGGCCCGUGUUUCGGCUGGCCAGGAACCUCGUGGUUGUCCACAACCUCAGGGACAACAAAGACUACCUGCCCGGCCAUAAGGAACUGGAGCCCCUGAAAUAUGCCAGGGUGGCCAAGGCUGCUUCUGUGUCCCGGCGGAAGGUGGAGAACUGCAUUCAAGGCACCAUGUCCCUCCUCUCUCACUGCCUGGGAAAGGGGGAGAACGUUGCCCUUGUCCUGAGGGACGUGGGCGUGCUCCUCAUCGAAGGCACGAGGGUACAAAUGAAGUUCUACCUCAGCUUCUUGGAGAGGAUGUCUGGGAAGGAGAACUUUGAGAAAGCUACUUUUAAGGUCCCCCAGCUGCUGGACAUGGUGGUGUCCCCAGUGGUACCUCUGGCCUCUCUGACAUUUUCUGGCCGUCUCAUCAUCUUUCCUGAGUUUGAAAUGUAUGUUGUGCGCAAACUACCACCAAGGAACCCUCCCAGGAGAAACGUUGCUGGUGAGGACAAGGAGAAGAAAGAAGAGGUUUUGCCAGGUUUCAACCAGCACAGAAAAUCGGCAUUUCCUGAACUGUCCUUGCUUGCCUCUUCGACAUUGACUCAAAGUGAAGCCCCACAGCUCCAGGACAUAAAGGAGAUGGAGAACAGGGUGAACUCUUGGCUCAGGCAGCUGCCAGAGAUCCCAGAGCACUCCUCUGGGAAAAAGCAACCUGCGACCAGCACACCCAAGGGCAAAGCCAAGCUCAAAGGCCAAGCGUCGCAGCAGGGCCAAGCGUCGCAGCAGGGCCAAGCGUCGAAGCAGGGCCGAGCACAGGCAGCAAAAUCUCGGAGCUGCAGAGGAGGGGGACAAGGAGAACAGAAACUUCCCUUUGGAAGCAAAUUACCAUCGUUGAGCUCUGAGACCAGGCUGCCCGAGGAGCCCACCUGCAAGGUCUUCGUUCCACAGCCACCAAGACCUGAGACAACAGAAUUACUGAGAUCAAGGCCUGAGAGGUUCUGGUCAGUGCUGAAAGAGCCACAGAAGACCAUCUUAGCUGGAUACAGCUUUGAUCCCUCCCUUUUGGUGCCACCAAUCUACGAGAGGUCCGGGUCUGCGCAAUGCCAACCACCGAAGACCACAUCAGUGGUCUCCAGGAUGGAGUGGCCCUGGCUGGAGUGAUCAUGGCUUGGAGUGCCCGGAGCUGAGGGAGCACCGCCUGAGGUGAUGCCAACAGAAACCCAUCUGUGUUCAGAACACGAGGAGCCCAGGAAGGAGAUGAAUAAAAGCACAAAGGAGAAGUUGCAAAAAAAGUGUCGACUCUUCUGUUGUUCCCAAUGGUCCUUG
Messenger RNA from Grus americana (Whooping crane), 5938 nucleotides. RefSeq names its product coiled-coil domain-containing protein 81-like. Lineage: Eukaryota; Metazoa; Chordata; Aves; Gruiformes; Gruidae. The coding region runs from base 4478 to 5773 and encodes 431 amino acids. Gene Ontology annotation, cellular component: centrosome. The transcript has 9 exons. The record is from RefSeq and is a predicted model, not a curated record.